Molecule: messenger RNA, 601 nt
Organism: Anopheles aquasalis
Lineage: Eukaryota; Metazoa; Arthropoda; Insecta; Diptera; Culicidae
Product: SUMO-conjugating enzyme UBC9-A-like
Source: RefSeq, a predicted model, not a curated record
CUUUUGUGGCGCCAUUUCGCACGAGCACGUGUAGUUUUUGUGGUUUUUUGUGUAGAAACACGGUUAUAAUGGCCGAAAUUGCGCUUUCAAGAUUAGCAGAGGAGCGAAAGGCGUGGCGUCGUAAUGCCAUUUUUGGAUUUUACGCAAGACCGAUGAAGAACGCCGAUGGCACAAGUAAUCUCCAAAAGUGGGAGUGUGGCAUUCCCGGAAAGAAGGGUACACCAUGGGAAGGUGGGUUGUACAGGUUGGAGAUGACAUUCCCGAACGAUUAUCCGGCACGCCCGCCGAGGUGCCAGUUUAUGGACAACCUGUUUCACCCCAACGUGUACCCAUCGGGCACCGUUUGUCUAUCGUUGCUGAAUAUGGAUGCGGAUUGGCGCCCGUCGUUAACCAUUCGAGACAUACUGCUGGGAAUACAGGACCUUUUGAACAACCCCAACAUAGCGUCUCCUGCGCGAACCGAGCCGUAUGAAUUAUACCGCAAAAAUCCACAAGAAUACAUCAAUCAAGUGAAACGGCAAGCCCAAAGGAUGCGUCCCAAAGUUGAAUAAAUGUAAUACCUUCCGUAGCGUUCUUCAGCCACUGAACAUAUUUUGCACGU